GAGCACAGCAAACGAUCGAUCGACACACAGGCAGUGAGCAAGCACACGACUUUCACAUUUUCGGCCACACCCGAACACCAUCUUGCCGCUCCGGAGCUAACAAUGUCGGCAGAGAUCGAAAUGCCAGCGGUGGUGGCGGCCGCCACAACUUCCCGACCUGUGUCAAGGGCAUGGCAGGACUUGGUGUCGGGCAUCGCAAGCGGCGUGUCCAUCGUCGUAGCUGGCCAUCCUCUGGACACCGUGCGAGGGUUGUUCAAGGGGAUGGUGAGCCCACUUAUGGGCGUGCCUCCAAUCUAUGCUGUGGUCUUCGGCGUCUACGGCAGCACCAAACGGUUGAUGGGUGAAACGGCGGACACUCCACUCGCCAUCAACAAGAUAGCACUGGCCGGAGCGAUCACUGGCCUUGCCACUGUGGCGUUCGCAGCACCUGCCGAGGCGAUCAAGGCGCGGCUGCAGGUGCAAUAUUCAUCAGCGGCCGGCUCGGCCCGCUACUCGGGCCCGGUGGAUUGUGCCAAGCAAAUGUAUCGAGCAGGUGGUAUUCGGGGCGUGUUCAAGGGCACUGCCAUCACAGCGUAUCGAGACGUACCCGGAAACGCGAUCUAUUUUGGAGUGUAUGAGAUGGUCAAGCGUUGCUUCAUCCCCGCUGGUGGAUCGGCUCGGGACGUAGGGCCGCUGCCCAUGAUGUUGGCCGGCGGCCUUGCCGGCACGGCCACCUGGUUGACGGUGUAUCCUUUGGACAUCGUCAAGUCGAGAGUACAGAUCGAUGUGACGGGCAAAUAUGCGCAUGGCCAUCGAGGACUGUGGCAGGCGUACAAAGAGAUCGUGGCCGAAUCGGGAAGCGUGCGGGGACUCUACCGCGGCAUCACCCCCGCCCUCCUUCGCUCCUUCCCUGCGAAUGCCGCGUGCUUCUUGGGCUACGAGAUGUCCAUGCGACUGCUCCACUUCCUCUCCCCAUCGUGA
Acanthamoeba castellanii str. Neff is the source of this 960-nucleotide messenger RNA. RefSeq names its product carrier superfamily protein. Gene Ontology annotation, cellular component: mitochondrial envelope. The transcript has 11 exons. Lineage: Eukaryota; Discosea; Longamoebia; Acanthamoebidae. Gene Ontology annotation, biological process: mitochondrial transport; carnitine transmembrane transport. The record is from RefSeq and is a predicted model, not a curated record. The annotation marks the transcript as partial. Gene Ontology annotation, molecular function: O-acyl-L-carnitine transmembrane transporter activity.